Messenger RNA from Oncorhynchus masou masou (cherry salmon), 8902 nucleotides. Its product is annotated as disintegrin and metalloproteinase domain-containing protein 12-like. Lineage: Eukaryota; Metazoa; Chordata; Actinopteri; Salmoniformes; Salmonidae. The record is from RefSeq and is a predicted model, not a curated record. The transcript has 23 exons. Gene Ontology annotation, molecular function: metalloendopeptidase activity. Bases 173 to 3814 code for a protein of 1213 amino acids. Gene Ontology annotation, biological process: proteolysis.
CUGAGAAGGAUUUCCUCACCGUCCCUCUUUCCUCAUACUUGAUCAUAUUUCACGAAGUCCUUUGGGUGUUACACAUCAGCUGUUCCUCUGUAACUUGGCUAUAUUAUGGUCGUGCUGCCGUGAGACAGUUGGAUAGUCUCGACCCGUUCGUCCGCUGCCGUACACCCGCACAAUGACCUACCGGCGGACCUCCGGGAGUCAGACCUACGGGAGUCAGAAGUUUACCGUGUUUUUGAUAGCUCUUCACGUCUUGUCAAUUACAAUAUGCUUCGGUGAAGAUGUGCGCUCCUCCAACAAGACCACUGAAGGGAGAACACUUACUACAACCAAUCAGCAGAGGUCUACCGCCAAGCUGGAACACUACGGGACAACUGUACCUCUCCUAUUGGUCGGAGAAGAAUGGAGACCAGUCACUCUGCUCCAAUCACAGGGCCAUCCUGCGUCUCUGAAGGUGCUGAUAGAAACAGAGGAGGAACAGCUGCUCCUGACUCUGGAGAAAAACCAUGGUUUGUUUGCCAGUCACUACACGGAAACACACUACCUGGAAGACGGCAGCGCGGUCACCGGCUCUCACAACCUCACGACAAACUGCUAUUACCAUGGAAAGGUGCAGGGGCACAUCUAUUCUGACGUCAGCCUCAGUACCUGCUCAGGUCUCAGUGGCUUCAUCUCACUAGAAGACAGAUCCUACGUGUUGGAGCCGUCAACGGAUCCCCCCAGUGGAUCCCACAGAAUCUACCGGUCAGAACAGCUCAACCUCACACCUGGCUCGUGUGGCCAUGGCUUCAACAUGUCGCUGGUUCAUGGAGACGCCCAGAACAGCCACAACCAAUCAGACAGCCCCUUCGGAGCCUUCAGCACCAGGCAGAGGAGACAUACCCAGAGCACCACCAAGUAUGUGGAGCUGAUCAUCGUAGCUGACAACAGAGAGUUCCAGAAACAAGGGAAGGAUGUGGAGAAGGUCAAACAGAGGCUGGCUGAGAUCGCCAAUUACGUGGACAAGUUUUACCGUGCCCUGAACAUCCGUGUAGCUCUGGUGGGGUUGGAGGUGUGGAGCGACCAGGAUAGGUGUCCAAUCACCCAGGACCCUUUCACCACCCUGCAUGAGUUCCUGGACUGGAGGAAACUCAAACUGCUGCCCAACAGGCCCCACGAUAAUGCACAGCUGGUCAGUGGGGUGUUCUUCCAGGGUACCACCAUCGGCAUGGCACCCAUCAUGAGCAUGUGUACAGCAGAGCAGUCUGGGGGCAUCGUCAUGGAUCAUUCGGACAACCCCCUGGGAGCAGCGGUUACUCUGGCCCACGAACUCGGGCACAACUUUGGAAUGAACCAUGACACCCCAGAGCGGGGGUGUGGCUGCAGGGUGACGGUGGACCGAGGAGGUUGCAUCAUGACCCCCUCUACAGGAGUUGGAAACAGUGAUUGGGGAGUUGGAAACUGUGAUUGGAGAGUUGGAAACUGUGAUUGGAGAGUUGGAAACAGUGAUUGGAGAGUUGGAAACAGUGCUUGGAGAGUUGGAAACAGUGAUGGAGAGUUGGAAACAGUCGCUGGAGAGUUGGAAACAGUGCUUGGAGAGUUGGAAACAGUGGAUGGAGAGUUGGAAACAGUCGCUGGAGAGUUGGAAACAGUGCUUGGAGAGUUGGAAACAGUGCUUGGAGAGUUGGAAACAGUGCUUGGAGAGUUGGAAACAGUGAUUGGAGAGUUGGAAACAGUGGUUGGAGAGUUGGAAGCAGUGGUUGGAGAGUUGGAAACAGUGAUUGGAGAGUUGGAAACAGUGCUUGGAGAGUUGGAAACAGUGAUUGGAGAGUUGGAAACAGUGAUUGGAGAGUUGGAAACAGUGAUUGGAGAGUUGGAAACAGUGGACGGAGAGUUGGAAACAGUGAUUGGAGAGUUGGAAACAGUGGACGGAGAGUUGGAAACAGUGAUUGGAGAGUUGGAAACAGUGGACGGAGAGUUGGAGUGUAUGAACCCGUGCUGUAACUCUACAACCUGUACUCUGAAGGGUGAUGCUGUGUGUGCUCACGGACAGUGCUGUCAUGACUGCCUGCUGAAAGCAGCGGGCACCCCGUGCAGGGAUUCCAGUAACUCAUGUGACCUGCCAGAGUUCUGUACCGGUGCCAACCCCCAUUGCCCUGCUAAUGUGUACCUGCAUGACGGGCACGCCUGUCACAACGUUGACGGACACUGCUACAAUGGGAUCUGCCAGACACACGAGCAGCAGUGCAUCACUCUCUGGGGUCAGGGAGCCAAGCCCGCCCCAGGGAUCUGCUUUGAGAGAGUCAACUCGGCAGGAGAUCCCUACGGGAACUGUGGGAAGGACUCCAAGGGAUCCUUUGCCAAGUGUGAAGCUCCAGAUGCUAAGUGUGGCAAAAUACAAUGUCAAGGGGGAGCCAACCGACCAAUAAUAGGCACCAAUGCCGUCUCCAUAGAAACCAACAUCCCCCUCCAAGAGGGGGGCCGAAUCCUGUGCCGGGGGACCCAUGUCUACCUGGGGGACGACAUGCCGGACCCGGGCCUCGUCAUGUCGGGCACAAAGUGUGGCGACGCCAUGAUGUGUCUGAACCGACAGUGUCAGAACGUCAGUGUCUUUGGAGUGCAGGAGUGCUCAGAGAAGUGCAGUGGUCGAGGGGUGUGUAAUAACAACAAGAACUGCCACUGUGAGGCCCACUGGGCUCCUCCCUUCUGUGACAAGGCAGGCUUCGGGGGAAGUGUGGACAGUGGACCGAUGAGGCUAGCAGACUACGGUGGCGUGGCGGUGGGGGUCCUGUUGACUCUAAUAACCUUCCUGGGAGCCGGCCUCAUCGUCUCCAUCAAGAGAAAGACCCUCCUGAGACUACUCUUCACCAACAAGAAGAACCCUAUGGACAAGCUGAGGUCGGUGGGGCCUAACAGAUCAUCUGGUCCAGGCCAUAGAGAUUCCCCACGUGGCCAGCUUCAAGCCCAGACACAGACAUCGCCACAGAAACACAGCAGCAGCAUUUUCAAGCCUCCUCCCCAAAACCAACACCCCCCUGGACAGCUCUACCCCUCCCACAGCCAGCGACGACUACCCCAGUGCUCUCCUGUUCACCUCAGUCACCCCGUCCCCCUGUCCCCUACGUCCGCCCCCGGACCAGGACAGCCCAGACCACCUACUCCCCCUCCUCACCGAGCCCUGCCUCCCCAUGGCCAAGGACAUGCCCACAGCCACACCCAGGCUCCGCCCAGAGGGGCAUCAUUUCGCAGUGUGCCACAGCAACAUAACUCCUGCAGGAUGGUCUUGGAUUUGGAGAUGCCAAGUCCACCCCAGAAACCCCUACCUGCCGACCCCCUGGGCAGGAAUACCCAGAAGCCUCUACCUGCCGACCCUCUGGGCAGGAAUACCCAGAAGCCUCUACCUGCCGACCCCCUGGGCAGGAAUACCCAGAAGCCUCUACCUGCCGACCCCCUGGGCAGGAAUACCCAGAAGCCUCUACCUGCCGACCCCCUGGGCAGGAAUACCCAGAAGCCUCUACCUGCCGACCCCCUGGGCAGGAAUACCCAGAAGCCUCUACCUGCCGACCCCCUGGGCAGGAAUACCCAGAAGCCUCUACCUGCCGACCCCCUGGGCAGGAAUACCCAGAAACCUUUGCCUGCUAACCCUAACACUAACUCCCCUUCAAGGAGUGGUCAUCUGAUUCGUAGCCCCAUUGCUGUCGGUGUCCCCAUCCCUGUACCUGUCCCCGGUGUCCCCAGGCCGCUGAGACCUGUUCCACACCACAACAGAUCUGUUCCUAAGCAACCCCCAACACUACCUAAGCCUCGUACGAUCGUCCACGCCAAGUUCAGCAGCUGAGAGCAGCUGGACUAAACUUGAAGGGAAUUGAAGAACGUUCUUUCUAUAAGAUGAUAAAGACAUUUCACUUGCACUAUGAAACUCUGAAAACCUUAAUGGUGUCUCUGAGUUUUGAAUAAUGGGGACGGACCGUUGGGCGGUUGGCGUGUCAGCGAGUCAGUCCCCCCCCCCUGUUGGUGCUCUGAUGUCAGAGAGGUGCUAUAGGUCUGAGCUCAGGUACACGUAUGUAAAGUAUGUAUGUUUUGUGUAUUUAUUCAUUAGUUACCACACAGUGCACUGUGCCAGACACUUGGGAUUUCAUCUGUAGUCUUUAUUUUCUACUGUUAGCCAUUUGAUUUCAAUCAUGGUGAUAUUUUAACCUGUUUCGAUGGACAGGAAGCAAAGAGAAAGGUCCAACUGAACAAAGCCUUUCUCUGGAGAUCUGGGAAGUUGGAAAGACCCUAACGUGGCGUUCAAUGACCUGGAUUCAGAACAAAGGGAAAGACAUCUACAAACAUCAGACAGGGAGACUUUCUUCUGCACUUGGGUUGACGGACUUGUGUUGCGUAUGACGCCAGCUGUUGUAAGACAACGGUGUCACUGGUAGAUCCUGUCGCAGGUCUUCCUCCGUACAGUAUACAGCCAGCUGUUGUAAGACAACGGCGUCACUGGUAGAUCCUGUCGUAGGUCUUCCUCCGUACAGUGUACAGCCAGCUGUUGUAAGACAACGGCGUCACUGGUAGAUCCUGUCAUAGGUCUUCCUCCGUACAGUAUACAGCCACCUGUUGUAAGACAACGGCAUCACUGGUAGAUCCUGUCGUAGGUCUUCCUCCGUACAGUAUACAGCCACCUGUUGUAAGACAACGGCGUCACUGGUAGAUCCUGUUGUAGGUCUUCCUCCGUACAGUAUACAGCCACCUGUUGUAAGACAACAGCAUCACUGGUAGAUCCUGUCGUAGGUCUUCCUCCGCACAGUGUACAGCCACCUGUUGUAAGACAACGGCAUCACUGGUAGAUCCUGUCGUAGGUCUUCCUCCGCACAGUGUACAGCCACCUGUUGUAAGACAACGGCAUCACUGGUAAAUCCUGUCGUAGGUCUUCCUCCAUACAGUGUACAGCCAGCUGUUGUAAGACAACGGCGUCACUGGUAGAUCCUGUCGUAGGUCUUCCUCCGUACAGUGUACAGCCAGCUGUUGUAAGACAACGGCGUCACUGGUAGAUCCUGUCGUAGGUCUUCCUCCGUACAGUGUACAGCCAGCUGUUGUAAGACAAUGGCGUCACUGGUAAAUCCUGUCGUAGGUCUUCCUCCGUACAGUAUACAGCCACCUGUUGUAAGACAACGGCAUCACUGGUAGAUCCUGUCGUAGGUCUUCCUCCGCACAGUGUACAGCCACCUGUUGUAAGACAACGGCAUCACUGGUAGAUCCUGUCGUAGGUCUUCCUCCGUACAGUAUACAGCCACCUGUUGUAAGACAACGGCGUCACUGGUAAAUCCUGUCGUAGGUCUUCCUCCAUACAGUGUACAGCCAGCUGUUGUAAGACAACGGCGUCACUGGUAGAUCCUGUCGUAGGUCUUCCUCCGUACAGUAUACAGCCACCUGUUGUAAGACAACGGCGUCACUGGUAGAUCCUGUCGUAGGUCUUCCUCCGUACAGUAUACAGCCACCUGUUGUAAGACAACGGCGUCACUGGUAGAUCCUGUCGUAGGUCUUCCUCCGUACAGUGUACAGCCAGCUGUUUCUCCCUCUGUGACCGUACUGUGUAUGCCCUGAUGCUGAGAGACUGAGCCCUGAGGAACACCAAUAACAACCUUACACCAACCAUACACCAACUAUACACCAACCAUACACCAACCAUACAACAACCAUACACCAACUAUACACCAACCUUACACCAACCAUACACCAACUAUACACCAACCUUACAACAACCAUACACCAACCUUACACCAACUUAUCACCAACCAUACACCAAUCUUUCAACAACUUCAGUGCCUUACAAAAGUGUUCAUCCCCCUUGGCGUUUUUCCUAUUGUGUUGCAUUACAACCUGUAAUUUAAAUAGAUUUUUAUUUGCAUUUCAUGUAAUGGACAUAUAAAAAAUAGUCCAAAUUUGUGAAGUGAAAUUAUAAAAAAAUGAAAAAAAUAAAAGUGGUGUGUGCAUAUGUAUUCACCCCCUUUGCUAUGAAGCCCCUCCCCUUUGCUAUGAAGCCUCUAAAUAAGAUCUGGUGCAACCAAUGACCUUCAGAAGUCACAUAAUUAGUUAAAUAAAGUCCACCUGUGUGCAAUCUAAGUGUCACAUGAUCUGUCACAUGAUCUCAGUAAUUCUUUAUCCCCUUACACUGUGUAUAAGAUAUUAGUUUUGGAAUUGUUAGUUAGAUUACUUGUUGGUUAUUACUGCAUUGUCGGAACUGGAAGCACAAGCAUUUUGCUACACUCGCAUUAACAUCUGCUAACCAUGUGUAUGUGACAAAUAAAAUUUGAUUUGAUGAUUUGUAUAUAUACACCUGUUCUGAAAGGCCCCAGAGUCUGCAACACCACCAAGCAAGCGGCACCAUGAAGACCAAGGAACUCUCCACACAGGUCAGGGACAAAGUUGUGGAGAAGUACAGAUCAGGGUUGGGUUAUAAAAUAAUAUCAGAGACUUUAAACAUCCCACGGAGCACCAUUAAACACAUUAUUAAAAAAAUAAAGAAUAUGGCACCACAACAAACCUGCCAAGAGAAGGCCGCCCACCAAAACUCAAAGACCAGGCAAGGAGGGCAGCAGGGGAGCCUAGUGGUUAGAGCCUUGGACUAGUAGCCAAAAAAAGUUGCAAGUUCAAAUCCCCCAGCUGACAAGGUACAAAUCUGUCAUUCUGCCCCUGAACAGGCAGUUAGCCCACUGUUCCUAGAAUUUGUUCUUAACUGACUUGCCUAGUUAAAUAAAGGUAAAAUAGAAUAAAUAAAUAAAAAUCAGAGAGGCAACAAAGGGACCAAAGAGACCCCUGAAUGAGCUGCAGUAGUGUUCAACUCCACAGUGGAGAUUGGAGUAUCUGCCCAUAGGACCACUUUAAGCCGUACACUCCACAGCGGAGAUUGAAGUAUCUGCCCAUAGGACCACUUUAAGCCGUACACUCCACAGCGCUGGGCUUUACGGAAGAGUGUCCAGAAAAAAUCCAUUGCUUAAAGAAAGAAAUAAGCAAACAUGUUUGGUGUUCGCCAAAAGGCAUGUGGGAGACUCCCCAAACAUAUGGAAGAAGGUUCUCUGGUCAGAUAAGACUAAAAUUGUGCUUUUUGGCCAUCAAGAAAAACACUAUGUCUGGCACAAACCCAACAUCUGUCAUCACCCCGAGAACAACAUCCCAGUGAUUCUGGCAUGGUGGUGCCAGAAUCAUGCUGUGGGGGUGUUUUUCAUCGUCAGGGACGGGGAACCUGGUCAGAAUUGAAGGAAUGCCGAAAUACAGGGAAAUUCUUAAGGGAAACCUGCUUCAGUCUUCCAGAGAUUUGAGACUGGGACGGAGGUUCACCUUGGAACGGCCUAGUCAAAGCCCAGACCUCAAUCCAAUUGAGAAUCUGUGGUAUGACUUAAAGAUGGCUGUACAUCAGCGGAACCCAUCCAACUAGAAGGAGCUGGAGCAGUUUAGCCUUGAAGAAUGGGCAAAAAUCCCAGUGGCUAGAUGUGCCAAGCUUAUAGAGACAUACCCCAAGAGACUUACAGAUGUAAUUGCUGCAAAAGGUGUCUCUAUAAAGUAGUAGUUACGCACAUUCAAGUUUUCUGUCCUUUGUCUUAUUUCUUGUUUGUUUCCCAAUAAAAAAUAUUUGUAAAUCAAAUGAUUCAACCCCCCCCCCCCCCCCAUCCAUUUUAAUUCCAGGUUGUAAGGCAAUAAAAUAGGAAAAAUGCCAGGGGGGGUGGAUAUUUUAGCAAGCCACUGUAUACACCAAUCUAACACAAACCUGACGACAACCCUACACCAACUUUACACCAACCUAACACCAACUUUACACCAACCUAACACAAACCUGACAACAACCCUACACCAACUUUACACCAACCUAACACCAAUUUUCACAAACUUUACACCAAUCUUACACCGACUACACACCAAUUUCACAUCAACCUUAAAACAGCUAUACACCAACCUUACAUCAAUCAUACACCAACCUUACACCAACCUAACAAAAACCUUACAACAACUUUACACCAACCUUAGAACAACCAUACACCAACUUUAUACCAACCUUAAACCAGCUAUACACCAAUCUUACACCAACCAUAAACCAAUCUUACACCAACCAUACACCAAUCUUACAUGUUAUUACACAGUCCAGAGGUGUUAUUACACAGUCCAGAGGUGUUAUUACACAGUCCAGAGGUGUUAUUACACAGUCCAGAGGUGUCUUAGUCUUGUCUUUAUGUCAUAAAACUCAGAAGAUACAAGGUGAUUAUUUUAUUACAUUAUUUUAUGUUUUUUUAUUACAGCGUGAAGGCUGUAAUUGUUGACAAUAUUGUUCAAAACUUUUCAUUCACACUGUUCAACUUUAUUUUAAUCACACACUUCUUGUUCUCAAAUAUCUCGAUGGAAAAACAGAUAUGUUUUGUCACGUCUAUCUUGUAUUUAAUCUCUUGGCUUUCGGAGGCAGAGAUCCAGAGAUUCAUAAUCAGUUAGUUUUACUAUGACGUUCUAUUGUGUUGCACUCGUUUUACCUUGUUUACUUUGCUGUUUGAAAGUCUUGUUGCCAUGACACCAGUAUUACUGUUCUGAGUCCUACCUGUCCUGAGUUCUACCUGUCCUGAGUCUUACCUGUCCUGAGUCUUACCUGUCCUGAGUCUUACCUGUCCUGUGUCCUACCUGUAGUCACAUCAGUAUUACCUGUCCUGUGUCCUACUGUACCUGUCCUGUGUCCUACCUGUGGUCACAUCAGUAUUACCUGUCCUGUGUCCUACCUGUCCUCUGUCCUACCUGUAUGUUCUGUUUGAAAGUUAAUUUUUGUCUGUGUUACAUAGAAAACACAAUAUGCUCCAUGUAAACACCACACGUUAUCAUGGACAGAUCGAUUUUUGUAAGAUAAGUCUUUCACACAGACCUUUGAACACUUGAGCAGUAUCAGUAAAAUGUUUUUUUAUUAAGC